CGGGGACGUGCGGAGCUGCCGCGGGGCUGCCGCGCAGCGGGAGCGGGAAACGAGGCAGCGGCAGGUAGGUGAAUGGAUCUUCAAAAGCAGAGUUGCUAAAACUGACAGAGAAUGGCUUAUAGAAGAGAUGAAAUGUGGUCGGAAGGGCGAUACGACUAUGAAAGAGUUCCAAGAGAACGUCUCCCUCCAAGGAUUCAUGGUGAUGGUGAUUACCACAGAAUAGUAAACAUUGUGCCCAAGAAGCCAGGCCUGCUGGAGAGACCUGGGGACGGGAGCUACAGUCGCUACGACGAUUACGGUCACGCCGAGUACAGAGACUACAACGCGGGCCGCAGCUUCGCCCACGACCGAAGGAGUGGCCCUCCGCACCGAGGUGUACGUAAGGAUGAAUCAGGAUACAGAUGGUCAAGGGAUGAUCACUCUACAAGACCUGAAUACAGGGACGUCAGAGAUGGCUUCAGAAGAAGAAGCUUCUAUUCUCAUUAUGGGAGAGAUCGAUCCCCUCACAAGAGGGACUCUCCUUUCUUCAGGGAAUCGCCGGGGAGCCGGAGGGAUUCUCCGCACAGCAGAUCCGGCUCCAGUGUCAGCAGCAGGAGCUACUCUCCUGAAAGAAGCAAAGCCUAUCCUUUCCACCAGCACAGCAGAAAUAUGUCAUCUUUACAUAAAAGAAAUGUUUCUUCUCAGCAAGGUAAAGAGAGGACAGUUCAGUCACUGAAAACAUCAAGAGAUGCAUCACCUUCAGGGUCCACAGCAGUACCUCCAUCAAAGGCCUUGGAGAAGAGCAACAGACUAUCAGAAAAGGAACUUGCAGAAGCUGCAAGCAAGUGGGCAGCUGAAAAGGCAGCAGAGAAGGCUGAGGAAAGCAAUUUACCUGAAAUAACAGAGUAUGAUGCUGGAUCUUCAGCUCCAUUAUACAUUGAGCAAACAGAGGAAACAGAGGCAAAUCUAACAGACAGUACAGAAUUAUACGAGGACAGCCAGCUUCUAGGUCGUUCAAAAGCAAUUGCAACUAAGACAAAGGAGAUUGAACAGGUCUACAGACAAGACUGUGAAACCUUUGGCAUGGUAGUGAAGAUGCUAAUUGAUAAAGAUCCAUCUUUAGAGAAGUCCAUUCAGUUUGCCCUGAGGCAGAAUUUGCAUGAGAUAGGUGAGCGAUGCAUUGAAGAACUCAAACAUUUCAUUGCUCAGUACGAUGCUGCCAACCAAGAUGUGUCAGAGCCCUUCAAAGAGGGCUCAUACUAAGGACAAAAAUAUGCUUUUAGAUCCUCUGCAUUGUGUCUGCCAUAGUACAUAAAUCUGCUUUUUGUGGGGAAAGAGGAACUUUUGUUUGAGGUUUGAACACAAGGCCUGUGCUCCUUUCCAGUAGCUCAGGUGGCUGUUCCUUUGUCCACUGUGGUCUCCACAAAUGUAUUCAUCCUACCUGUUCUUGUUGACGUAUAUUCCUUUGAAAGGAUGUUCUUUUCAAAAAUGCUGUAAAGCAACGAACUGGUUUUGAAACCUUACACAGUUACCUUAGAAAAAAUGAUCAGUCUGAUGUCUGUACACUUACAUUUUGAUGCUUACAAGUGUAAUUGAAGCAUUGUAUUUUUUAUUAAAAUUACAUGAAGCUGCUCUCAUUCCUCAAGUUAUGCACAAAUACGUCUUGUUAUCAUACAUGCUAUAGGAAGGGAAAACUUGCAAAAUUGGUCACAAUUAUGAUUUAAAUUAUUUAGCCUGGUUUAAUUUAAAAAAUCAGCUGAAUUCUGUAAAAUUACACUAGGAUUUAUCUCUCAUCUCUGACUGCCAGAGUAAUUAACUACUUGAUGUAAAAAGUGCUGUAUUUUUGUUCUAAUUGCAGGUUCUACAAAAUGCCUUUUAAAUUUUGGUGUUUUCCAUAUCAUGACUCACUACUAGUAAGCAGCAUUAUGUAGGAUGGAUUCCAUUUUUUGUUACUGUUUGCUCUGUUUUUAACUACACUGUACAGAAUGUAGCUAUGGGCAGGCACUGAGCAGGGAAAGGUCACUUUUCCUACUCUGUUGCUCUCCCCACUUACAACUUCUCAAGCCUUUUCAUCCAUCAGUUUUAACAAUAAGGAGGCUGUGUGUAAUCUUUAUUUCCAGCUUUAAGAAGGAGCAGGAUUUGGAGUGUCAAGGAUGGACAAGGAAAGUGAGCAGGACCAUCUCUUCAGUAAAGCCAGGUGUCUUGGUUUGAAAAGACAGGUGUCUGCUAAGAAGGCAGGAGCCUCUCUUGAAAUGGAAAAUGUAAACCCCCCUUCUCUGAAUUAUUAUAAUUUUGAAAUUAAGGGGCUUUCAGGCAAAGAUAUGGGAAUAGGAAUAACAGUUCUUUACUAGGAAAAUUAAAAUAAAAAUGCACAGAUACAAAACAACACCAACAGCGUCAGAAUACAACCUUACACCCUGUUGGUCAGUGUGUUGGUAGCAGUCUGAUUAAAUGGUGGC
This is a messenger RNA of Melozone crissalis (California towhee), 2438 nucleotides long. RefSeq names its product periphilin 1 (gene PPHLN1). The record is from RefSeq and is a predicted model, not a curated record. Gene Ontology annotation, cellular component: nucleoplasm. The transcript is spliced from 10 exons. The coding region runs from base 112 to 1242 and encodes 376 amino acids. NCBI's taxonomy places the organism in Eukaryota, Metazoa, Chordata, Aves, Passeriformes, Passerellidae. Gene Ontology annotation, biological process: negative regulation of DNA-templated transcription; negative regulation of gene expression, epigenetic; protein localization to heterochromatin.